AUGAGCUCAGAUGACUCCCAUGGAGUGCCCCGUCACCCUGGUAUAAGCAAACCAAGAGUAUGGGCGGUGGAAGAUGCUGCACUACCACCAGUAGCGUUUAAUGUGCAAUGCUCUAAAUAUUUUACGCUGGAGGAGAAGAACACUGCCUUACGCAAACAGAUCAUACUCAAGGACAGAACGGCUGCUCGACGGAUUCAAAAUGCUCAUGCUAAGGCCAAACUCCGUAGAUGGAAGAGGACUACUACUGGAUCCCUCAGCAAUGCUAAACCACUUCCUCAGUCUCUCGUCACAUUGGCAGUGCUUCCCCUCCCCAACUCAUCUCUGUUCCAUCAAGCAUGCUCCGGAUCGGAGUUGAUCGAUGAGUCCGAUGUACUCCAGUGGGAGAAACCACCACCAUACGAUUCCCCUCCUCCUCCAAACUCACCAGAUGAAGAUCGCUUUACUCGCAAUCUUGUGGACGUCAUGCAUGGCAGACAGUAUCGUUUGGAGAAAGAGACCCGCGCACGUUAUGCUCAAAUAUUUGCAACAGCGAAUGCGGAAGUCAUCCUGCAGGACAUUCAGGUGGCAGAAAGGACACUGAUGGGUAAAUGGAAUGAGCUUAAUGAAGUUGUGAAAGACAUAGGGUGA
Suillus discolor is the source of this 627-nucleotide messenger RNA. RefSeq lists its product as uncharacterized. Lineage: Eukaryota; Fungi; Basidiomycota; Agaricomycetes; Boletales; Suillaceae. Bases 1 to 627 code for a protein of 208 amino acids. The record is from RefSeq and is a predicted model, not a curated record. The transcript is spliced from 4 exons.